Neltuma alba is the source of this 785-nucleotide messenger RNA. RefSeq names its product Werner Syndrome-like exonuclease. The record is from RefSeq and is a predicted model, not a curated record. Bases 7 to 642 code for a protein of 211 amino acids. Lineage: Eukaryota; Viridiplantae; Streptophyta; Magnoliopsida; Fabales; Fabaceae. The transcript has a single exon. Gene Ontology annotation, molecular function: 3'-5' exonuclease activity; nucleic acid binding. Gene Ontology annotation, biological process: nucleobase-containing compound metabolic process. Gene Ontology annotation, cellular component: nucleus; cytoplasm.
UCCGAAAUGUCGAUCGCCAUAGUAGACCACGCCCUUCCCUACGACACUCACAAUCUCUACGAUGUUUCCUUCUACACUCACAACAUUCACACACUGCUCACUUCUUCCCCUUCCAUGGUCGAUUCCUGGCUCUCCGAAACCCGCAACCUCUAUUCCCUUCCCCAACCUCUUCUCGUCGGCCUAGACGUCGAAUGGCGCCCGAACUUCCACCGCAAUAUGGAGAAUCCGGUCGCCACAUUACAACUCUGCGUCGGCCCUCGAUGCCUCAUAUUCCAAAUCCUUCACGCCCCAAACAUCCCCCAAUCCCUGAUCAAUUUUCUGGCAAACGCGAAUCACACUUUCGUGGGCGUUGGGAUCGAAGAGGAUGUGGAGAAACUCGUGUGCGACUACGAACUGAGUGUGGCCACAUUCGUUGAUCUGCGCGAUCUGGCGUUUGACAAGCUGGGGGAUAAUGAACUGAAGAAAUCGGGGCUCAAGACCCUGGCUCUGCGUGUUCUUGGGAAGGAAAUUGAGAAGCCAAAGAGUAUCAGUAGAAGCAGAUGGGACAAUCUGUGGCUUACUCCUGAGCAGGUAAAAUACGCCUGCAUCGAUGCCUUUAUUUCUUUUGAAGUUGCAAGGCUUUUGUAUUCUGGCCAACUCUAGGCGUGGGGAUUGCUUGGGAUUCAGAACUCGGUACAAUUCGGGGAUAAGUUAAUUCUGGUGUGAUGUGUGGUUCUGUUAAAUGUGGAUUUCAAUGGAGUUUGUUUGUAUUUUGAUGAAACUUUUCUAUGGUUCAUGAAGUGACU